Messenger RNA from Leptidea sinapis, 1024 nucleotides. RefSeq lists its product as uncharacterized. The record is from RefSeq and is a predicted model, not a curated record. The transcript is spliced from 6 exons. The coding region runs from base 112 to 879 and encodes 255 amino acids. Lineage: Eukaryota; Metazoa; Arthropoda; Insecta; Lepidoptera; Pieridae.
UAUUGAUUACAAAUUCAAAAUUAUUAGUACGUGAUAUACAUUUUUGGCAACAAUAAUUCCAAAUUUCUGUUUAUAUAAAUUCUAAAUUUUAAGUUUUUAAGACAAUUCAUAAUGCCGGACGAAAAAGAAAAUAAGGGGGAUGAUAAGGAUAAAAGGGUCAAGUUACAGGUUGAAGGUGAAGAUGAAGUGGGGGAAGGCGAGACGGGCCGAAAGAAGAUGAAAAGGUUUCAGCUUCCCCCCGUUCCAAGAUGGUGGCAAGCCAAAAUUAUUCAAUAUGCCUUUGCGCACCCCCAUGUUCGUGCUCGUUUGGAGAAGCACAUGGGCUCGAAUCUGGUGAGACUCACGGACAAGAGCUACAUGAAUGAUCUGGAAGAUAGAAUACGAGCCGUCAACGAAGAGGGACUGAGUAAGAGAAUCACAAACAGAGUGCUCGAUGAAAUGGAAAGGUUGAAACGUCUUAUUCUCGUUGGCAAAACACCUCUGAAAGAAUGUCCACCGGAGCUCUUCCAUCACCCCGUGUUUGUGUUCUGGAGGAUGGUCAACAAAGAGGUUGCAAGAGCAUCUAAGAAACGGGCCGAUGCGUACUACAGAAAAUUGAAAACUUCACAAAAGUUGGAGCAGUCACAAGAAGAAGAAGUUGAGGCAGAAGGUGUGGAAGAAGAGUCUGAGCAGUUGACGGCCAGGCAGCUCCUCGCCAAGUGUCAAGAGGAACUGGAGGAGAUCAAACAGGCUGAUGUAGAGAAAGGGGUCCGCUUUACAGAUGAACUGUUCACCCAACUCAAGUAUGAAACCAAUGAUGUUAAGACCCUGAAAACUCUCAAUACGGUGGAUGAAUUGUACGCUUUGGCUGAUAAAAUCAUUGGAACCAAAAGAUUAUAAGGCAUUUAAAAUUAAGCUUAACGUCAUGUAGUUUGUUCUUUUUAGCAUUUUUGUAUUUUGUAAACGUAUUAAAAACAUUGUAAACGAUUUAUUUACACUAUAGAAUAAGAACAAUGUCUGUAUUUAAUAAAAGUAUUGAACUAUC